Messenger RNA from Pelodiscus sinensis (Chinese soft-shelled turtle), 7943 nucleotides. RefSeq lists its product as uncharacterized. Lineage: Eukaryota; Metazoa; Chordata; Testudines; Trionychidae. The record is from RefSeq and is a predicted model, not a curated record.
CCUUCGCAGCCAGAAGGGGGAGGCGCAUCCACAGCCCAGCAGGGUCUCCAAACCGAGUUCUGGGAGUGCACAGCCCGCAUCCUGUCACCUCAUUUGACUAUGGGAUCAUGAGUGAGAAGGAGGUGGAAAGUCCGCUGCAGGGAGGUCCUGAGGAAGAGAAUAGACCCAAAGGGAAUAUCCCCUGGAAAGGGAUCCCAGAGAAUCCUGGUGGGUCGGAGUUGUUGGAGGAAAACUGCACAGAGGAGCAGCUUCUGGGCAGAUCCCCACCCUGUAGGAGAGGCCUCCAGUCCAAGGAGAAACGCUACAACUGCACUGACUGCGACAAGAGCUUCAGCCAGAGCUCCCACCUCAUCCGGCACCAGGGCACGCACACGGGCGAGCGCCCCUACAAGUGCCCCGACUGCGGGAAGAGCUUCACCCAGAACUCCAAUUUAGCGCAGCACCAGCGGGUGCACACAGGUGAGCGCCCAUACCAGUGCCUUGACUGCGACAAGAGCUUCACCCAGAGCUCCCACCUGACAGAGCACCAGCGUGUGCACCAGGGUGUCAAGCCCUACAAGUGCACCAACUGCAACAAGAGCUUCAGCCAGAGCUCCCACCUCCUGCGGCACCAGGGCAUCCACACGGGCGAGCGCCCCUACAAGUGCCCCGACUGCGGGAAGAGCUUCAUCCAGAACUCCAACCUGGUGCAGCACCAGCGCAUCCACACGGGCGAGCGCCCCUACAAGUGUGGGGAGUGCGGGAAGAGCUUCAGCUGGAGCUCCAACCUCAUUGAGCACCAGCGUGUGCACACGGGUGAGCGGCCGGACAAGUGCCCUGACUGCGGGAAGAGCUUCACCCGCAGCUCUGCCCUCAUCCAACACCGGCGCAUCCACAAGGGGCUGAGGCCCUACAAGUGCAUGCAGUGUGGGAAAAGCUUCAAUAAGAGCUCCCACCUCAUCCGGCACCAGGGUACCCAUGCGUCUGGAGAGCUGCCCUGCACAUGCACCAGUUGUGGGAAGAGCUUUACUCGGAGCAUCCAGCAGCGGCCAAGGCCGCACCACUGUGCUGAGUGUGAGACACGCUUCUCCCACAUUGCAGGAGGCCAGCCACGGGCUGACAUAGCAGCAAAGCCCUACAAGUGUGGGGAGUGUGGCAGGAGUUUCGGGCGCAGUUCGUACCUGGUGCAGCACCAGCGCAUCCACACGGGUGACAGUCCCUACAAGUGCGGGGACUGUGGAAAGGGCUUCGGGGCCAGUGCCCACCUCACCCGGCACCAACUCAGCCAUGCAGGUGACCGGCCCUACCGAUGUCCUCAGUGUGGAAAGAGAUUUGGGGAGAGUGCAAAGUUGUUAAGCCACCGUCUGAACCAUGUGGGUGAGCGCCCCUACCAGUGUCCUGACUGCGAGAAGAGCUUCUGCAAAAGCUCCCACCUGGUUAGUCACCAGCGCACCCACACUGGAGAGCGGCCCUAUCACUGCACGAUCUGUGGCAAGAGCUUCUUCCAGAGCUCCCACCUCAUCCGGCACCAGGGCACGCACACGGGCGAGCGCCCCUACAAGUGCCCUGACUGUGGGAAGAGCUUCACCCAGAGCUCUAAUCUUGCCCAGCACCAGCGCAUCCAUACGGGGGAGCGCCCGUACCAAUGUACCGACUGUGGGAAGAGCUUUAGCUGGAGCUCCAACCUUAUAGAGCACCAGAGAACCCACCUAGCAUAGAAACCCUGAACAUGCCGCUAGCUGAGCAAACUCCCAACACUGAAGUAAACAUCUUGGGGCCAUCCGGAUGUUUGAUGGGGCUGAAAUUACUGGGUAUACAAUGCCAAAGAAUAAAAACCCACCGCAGGAGUUAGACUUCUUCACACUGCCAGACACAGUUGCCCGGCCCAGCCUCACCUGUUGCAAGAUCUAGGUGAUGAUCCCAUUUGCCACAGGAGCUAAGGAACCUGUAAUAAGGGAUGUGCUGGGAUGGAUUGGCAUGGAGCCAGGAAGUUAGCACUAGGGAAAGCACACUAGAUCUUCCAUUGCAUCUCCUUGGGGCCAGAUCUGUAGAGCUGCACAGUUCAAUGAGGGAAAGGUUUUUAUGAAAGCUGGGAAAUUGAUUCACAAGGAAUGAAGCACAUGGAUGAAGAACACAGGGCUUAUCAAACUGAUUCAUCCUCACACCCCACCUCCAACAGGAGCCAGUAUCAAAUGAUGCAAGGAAGAUGUAAGGCCCACAAUAGCAGAUGUGUAGUAAUCUGCCCAUCCCCCCAUUGGUCUAAUCCUGCUCUCUGAUGGAGAUUGACUAAUGUGCUAAAGCAGGAGAUUUAAUAUCUAUUUGCAGAUGUCAUUAAUUGUGAGAAAUCUGGAUAGUCUUGAUAAUCAGAAGAUUUUAAAAAAUUAAAACCAAGGAACCUAGCAGCCCAAAGGGGCAUUAUGUUACCAUUCUCAGGGGGCUGAGAUGAUCAGAGAGGCCUAACAGAGUCAGGUACCCAGAUCUGAUGAGAUUUAGGUACCUAAUUCUCCUGAACUCUUUUGAAGAUCCCAGCUUCCUUUAAUAAUCAUGUUUCUUCCCCUACCAGGGUGCUCUGCACAGCAACAUGAAGCACCAACAGCAGCUCACAUGGACCAUGUGAAAACAGAAGGGCCAAGGCCCAUGGAGAUACAUGGAAGAAGGUGGCUGAUGGAUUGAAAUACCCUGCAAAAAGUGUUUUCAGAUGUUUUUUAAAAGCUGAAGGAGGAGGCAAUGCUCUGAGAAGCAAGCUCAUACCAUCAUUCAGGGGUUCUUUCACAGCACAGUUUAGAAACAAGGCUGUCUUGAGGACUGUUCCUCUUCCAUUUGUGAUCGCAUGGACUGCUACCCCCCCUCUUGUGUGGUAACCAGUUACCCAGCAGGGGGCUCCUCUGGCUGGGCCUGACCCAGCCAAAGCAGCCCCCUACCUGCAGCGUGGUGUGGUGGGCUUGGCCUAGAGCAGCCCACAGCACGGUGGACCUGGCUGGGCUGGAGUAACCUCUGCCAUGGGGUCAUGGUUAACCAGUUAAAUAUUCCAUUUCACUGAUUCACUUUUGAACUUGGGAUUUUACAUCCCUAAUUAGGAAAGUGUGUAAUGCAUUUUAGCUCGUUUGGACCAGAUCCUCCAGGACGUUAGGUACCUAAUACUGUGGAAAAUGUGGGCUUUUGAAUGCGAUGUAUAAGGUGGAAAUGGAAAAAUGAGCUAGCAUCACAUAACUAGCCAGUUCAUUGCAGACCACCAGCAAGUGCUUGGCAUCCAUGGACCUCAGGGCUGGAAACCACUGCCAGGCUGGGAACAACUGCCCACAGGAAAAGCACAAUCAUCUGCCACUGGGAUGAUGGCAGAUUUCCUAGACUGGGUGGUAUCCAAGUUCAGCUACUCAUCAGGCCAAAGUCUCAAGUACAUCUAGGGCCUACACUGUUCUGCCCUUGAAAAACAAGCAGGAUCACUAAUUGGUAACUAUAGUGCAGAUCAAAGCCAAUCAUGUGAACAUGGAGACAUGAAACUCAGAAAUCCUAAGCUUCCAGCCAGCAAAGAUGCCACAUCUGGGCAUGCAUCUGGCACCAUUUGCUGGGGGGGAAAGGUCUAGUAAAAUUGCAGAAAAUGAACACUGAACAGGUCUCUGUGUAGAGAGGAGAUUUUGUAGAGGGGGAGCAUAGAGCAUAGGAUUCUCUGAUUUCAAAGGUAAUCAGAACUAGCAGGGAAAGAAGGACUUUCAAGAAUCUGUGCUGUGAAACUUUCAAGAAUCCACAUCUUCCCAAAUUGAAAUCCCUGGACUCGGGGUGGGAGGGAGGGUAAUAUCCAGAGGAAAACAUGACGUUAUGGCUACUGUCUCCUGUAAAAUUGCUAGUGAGGACAAACUCUUCCCUCUGAGGAAGUUAAUUCAUAGAUUUGAAGGCUACAAGGCACCAUCAUGAUCUGACUCCAACAAUACACAGGCCAGAGAAUUCUAACACAGACACGAGAGGCACAAGAGGAUUUCCACAAUUAAAAUUGCUCUAAAACUGGUGAACUAGUGGCAGACUUGGAACAUGGAUGCUACUUGUAGACUGAGCAGAUAGCAGUGACAAACUUGAAUCCAGAGAACUAUGUUUGCCAAUUGAUUUAUGCCAUUCUUGCUGCUGGUAACGAUUUAUAAUAGUGAUAUAAUGCUUUGUUUCUGAUAGCACCCGUGAUGUGUGGGGUGCUACAGGUGUGCACAGACACAAAAUAAGGCUCUUCCCUUGCUCCAAAGAGCUUACACACAUCAGAGAUAGAGAUUUGAAAAACUGAAACCAUUGACUAGGACGUAGUCUAAUUUUCAGCUUUGAAGGAGCAAUCCUACAGAUGCUGCUUUUGUUUCCGAUGUUACUCUGAUAUUGCAUUUAUUGCUGUAGAUGGGCGACACCAGGACAGAUGGGACAAGGAUAAUCAAUAAGCUGAAGUGGCAUGAUUGCUUCAUUCUCAUAAUUAUACUUAUCUAAAUUUAUCCCAACCCUAUGCACAUUCCCUUGCAUUAAACAUUGGUAUUUUCUGCUAUGACUUUCUCCUGCUUAGACAGCAGAUAUUGAGCCUAUGAAUUUAAGUGCUUAACUUCCAUGGAUUUCAAUAUAGCUGGGCCAAAUUGUAAAGAGUUUUGCAUCCGUAUUAGCUAAUCUGUCCAGGAAAAACAAUCAGCUGAAAAUGAGCUAGGGGUGGCAGUGAAUGGGGGCAUGGUGCAGGGAAAUGGAGUCCCUCAGUAUGCAGGACUUAGGAAUUCACACCUGGAACAGCUUCAGUUUAUACCAGCAUGACCCACUGUGGAAGAGCUGGUACAAUGAGAAGAGAACAGGGCCUUUAGUGCUCUGCCAGACAUGGAGACAGUACAGCCAGAAUUUACCCAUAGCCGGAGUCACAAGUUCAAGGCCAGAAGGGACCAUCAGAUUGUCUAGUUGGGGUGUCUCACGUUACAAGGUUUAAUUUUUGUAUCCCCAUGUCAAUAUGUCCCAUUCCAUGAUUGGUGUGAGGGUACUACAAAACAUGAGGCUCAUUUCUUAGUACCAGAAAGAUGCAGGAGGAGAGUCAGAGAAGAGCAGAAGAGGGCCAGGGGCAGUUGAUUAGUAGAUGAUUGGUAAGGACUACAUAUACAUAGCUUGUCUGAGGGUAUGUCUACACUUGCACUUGCCUGACAAAACUUUUGUUUCUCAUGGGUGCUCCUCCACCUCCCUGAAUGACAAAGUUUUGAUAUGGCAAAUGAAAAUGUGAAUGCUGCUUAGUUGGCAGGGGAGCCACUCUUGGGGGGUGAAAGUAUUUUGCUGGCAAAAGUGCUGACAAAUUGAUUUCACAUACUGACUUUUAGUGACAGGGCUGUCGACACAGCUUUGUCGCUAAAAGUUGCAUACUGUAGAGAUACCAGUAAGUAUGGAGGGAGAUCAGACAACUAAUGGAGGGGUAGGAUAACUCUUUAGGUGUCUAAAGGUUGCAAAUAACAGCAUUAUUUAUGAUGUCACAGAGGAGGGAGAACUACAAGUGUGAAAUAAGCUACCUAUCAGAGACAGUUCCUGUGGCCAUUAAUUCUUGUUGGUAGAAUAGUUUCAAAGUGAAAGCUUCAGCAUUAAAAUUAGGCUGCAAAAAACAGCCAAACAAUAAAUAAAUAAAAAGCAAACCACUGGGUAACAGUGAUCCCUCUUAUUCUUUAUGUUCCUGUGUGGAAUGAAUUUUGUUAUAUGCAUUAUUAUGGAGAUGAUGUACAACACAGAAGUGAUGUGCGACAUGUCACCUCCAUAUUAACGCACGUAACAAAAUUUUGCAUGGAUGAUCUAUGGGUUGGGUGGGACCGAGGAGUUUGGAGUGUGGGAAAGGGCUCAGGGUUGGGGAGAUGAGGGUUCUAGCUGAGAGUGCAGACUCAGGAACGGGGGUGGGGUGUUUGUGACGCAGGGUGGGGUGUUUGGGACGCAGGAGGGAUGUGUCAAGCUGGGAUCACAGGAUUGGAAUGUGGGAAUGGGCUCAAGGCAAAAGUGCAGGGUGCUUACUUGGGGCAGCUCCCUUUUGGUAAUGGUGGAGAGAACAGGUGGCUUUGCAUGGCUUGAUUCCAGCCAAUGGGAGUUGUAGGGACAGAGCUUCCCAGUGUUGCGGCUCCAGCAGAGAAGUGGGGGAUAGAACUGUGGUGUGCACAUCUGCCUUUCCCCCCACCGGUAAAGGGUGGCUCAGAACACAGGGGCUUUAUGGGCUGCAGCCCUGGACUAAGGGAGCCCCCUACUGGGUCCAGAGGAGAGCACCUGUUCCGCUGCAGCAACUCCCUGCUGCUGAGUGGGGAUGUUAACUAGUGAUUAAUUUACUAGUCGAGUAAUCGAUGGACUUUCCAUCGACUACUCAAGUCGAUAGACACUUCCGUGUUCUGUCUUUGAAAUACACAAGAGCCUCAGAGACCCACGCUGGGCCUAAGCUCCAUGCUGCGCUUCCUAUUUGAAAUGCACAAGAGCCUCCGCUGGGGACUCUUGAACAUUUCAAAGCUGGCAUGCCGCAUAGAGCCUGGGAUCAGCUGGGGAUUCCCCAGCUAAUCCCGGGCUCCAAGCCGCUUUGAAGUGCUGCAAGGAGCCUGGGAUCCUGGGCUCUGCACAGCAUUUCAAAGCGGCAGUGCCGUGUGGAGCCCAGGAUCAGGUAGGGAGUCCCCAGCUGACCAGGCUCUGUGUGGCGCUGCUGCCUUUAAGUACCUCCCUCAUCUACCCCCCCUUGCUGCCUCUAUCUGGUAGAGGGAGCGGGGGAGUGAAGGGGAGCGACUAGUCGACUGUCCUGUCGAUUAUCUGAUAAGCAUUUGGUUAUUGGAUAGUCGACUAGUCCUUUACAUCCUUGCUGCUGUGGCCUGCCACAUAACAGGCUUUAUGAAUUCUCACUGCCUGGCCUCCAUAUAUUAUGCCUCUUUAUUCCCCAGCAGGCUCUUAUCGUGAUUGAGAGAGAGAGGUCACAGACGAGGUAGAACCUUGGGAUAGUACUGUACAUGGAGAAGAGAGUCCAUCACUGCUCAUGCCUUGUUCUACAUCAAAGAACUCACAAGUGAAAACUGCUAGUGCCGUAAUUUAAGAAGAAGCACUAGAGUAUCACACGAGAUGUGACAAAUGGAAACAGCUUUUGGGAUACUACCUUCCAUGUACAAAUGAAGCAAUAUUGGCACAAAAUGUGAGGAUGGUGAGUGAGAUGUAAGAGGUGUAGGGGAUUCAGUCCUGGAGUGAUUUGAUAGAAGAACAUGUAGUUGGGGUUUGAACGACAAGAGAAAGAAGGAUGCUUCAGGAUCAAUCUAUGGUAUUUGGACACAGGAAUAAGAGAAUUUUUUAACAUCUUAUUAAAAUGAUUGCACGAUGAGUAUCCUACAGAUGCCUGCUGCUUCAAAUAGGAGUUUCUGUUUUUACCAACAUUAUUAUUUAUUAUAAUUAUUUGUCUGUUCUGGUAGUACUGAGAUGUCUCAGUCAUAGAUCAAGGCCCCUCUGUGCCGGGUGCUACAUAAGCACACAAAACUUAGAUAAUUCUUAUUCCCUUACCCCAAAAAUUUACUAAGUAGAGGGCCAAAUUUUGUUCUCAUUGACAAGAGAGCAAAUCCAGAGUGACCGAUACUGCAGUGAUGGUCACAGUAUAAUGACCUGAAAGAAUUCACUAACCGCAGUGGAAAUUCUUUGGAUUUUCACUAGUAUCACAGAGGAGAAUUUGGUCUAACUCUAUAGCAAUGGGAGAAAAUAUGCUAAAUACUCCCGUAGAGAACUUCUUGUCUGUUUCUCAGAUUAUUGUUAUGGCAGAUGACAGUGGAUGCUGUAGUUAUUACACAGUGUUCUGAAUUACUUUUCCUAGAGUACGUCUACACAGCAGGGCUAAAGUUGAAUUAAGCUACACAACUUCAGCUACGUCAGCUGUGUAGCUUAAAUCGUAAUAGCUUAAUUCAGUGUUUGGCGCUGUCUACACAGCAGGAAGUAGAUGGAAGAACAUUCUUCCUUCUACUUCCCUUACUCCUUGGCUACGUCUA